ACUCCACUCGCAAGUAUCGCGGACGCGCAAACGACCAUGCGAAAAUAUUGCAACCACAAAUCUGGAACUUUUUACACAAACGGUUAAGGAAUCUAACCAUAAACAUCACAUCUUUCGGAAUUAAUAAUAAAAUACCCAGUCAAAAACGCAGCCUUUGUUGGAAAUCGCCACUUAACAGUCAAAAUUCUAUUCAGGAUCGGAGUCCGCGCAUACGAUAUCUUCAAAACACUUUGGAUUAUACCAUUUUCUAUAUAGCAACUGCAAUAGAACCAGCAAGAAGCCCAUUUAAAAAAAUCAAACAAUAGAAUCGAAUCACACACAGUUGUCAGCAGAUUAAAACUUGUUAGUGUUAAAACGUUUAAGCAAAACAUUUGCCAGUUUUUGUUUAAGUUUUUCUUUAUUUGCUACAUUUAAUAACGACGGUAAUUUUUUUAUAAUAUUCUCUACUAUGGUUAAGUGUUCAAGCCAAUUACGCUUUUAAUUUUAACCACUAAUUUUAAAAUAUAAAAUCGAAUCGAACGAACGCAGUCAAAACGGCAUAAAACUUGUGCUAAAUCGGGAACAAAGUAUCUAUGGCCACGCGUUGCAAACUCUAAAAGCGUACGCAAAAUGCAGCGACAUGUCUGGAAAUGCAUUAAAAUCAAAUACAAAAUCUAUAAAUAUUUAACAAGUGAAACAAACACAACCUAAAAAAGUCAAAACCAAAUCAACCAAAAGAAGAAAAACACAGAUUUAGUAUAUAUUUUCAAGAGAGUAAACAACUAAAAGUGCAUACUUAGUGUUCAGUGACAAACUAUGAUCAUCAAGUGAGGCGAACUAAAAACAAUUUGAAUUAUAUAAUUAACCAGUUAGAGCAAUCUACGUUUUGCCACCAGCGACUGUGUUCGCCCACAUUCGCAAUUUUGGAUCGCCCCAAUAAAAACCACGAAACGUAGUCGGCCGAGACUUUCCAAAAUUCGUAAUUGCUGAAGGAAAUUUAAUCAAAAUUAGCCAAGAUUGCCAGCCUGCCUGCAAGCUUUACGUAACCCACAGAGCCAGGGAAAGUGCAUCCGAAGCUUUUGCAGCGGCUCUGGAUCGCCGAUCGAGGCUUCAAAGCUCCACGCGGGGUAUACGCCCCAUCCGAAAGAAAACAGCAAGAAAAAAAAACACGAAACGCAGCAGAGGCAAGAGAACUGAGAGUGCAACUGCAUCGGCCGAUCGACCGACGAUCGGGAAAGCCGAGCGCUCGUAACUUGUUCUCCGAGCCUUCGUGCACUUCCUGUGCCGCGCUGCUCUGAUCGACGAUCUGCAGCCACAGCCCCCAGCAACAGGCGAUCAGUUGGCUGGCGAAUGCACCGCUGAUUGCAAUUACUGCAGAGCUGCAUUCCUGCUCAGAAAGAGAGCCACGAUCGGACUGGAUCGGUGUGAUCUACUGUACUCUCCGUCGAGCAUCGCACUACGCACAUUGCACACUACACUCUGCAUACUGCAUACUGCACACUGCACAUCUCGGUAUCUCUAUAUCUCCGCCACUCUCGAUUCUUCGGAUCGCAACGCAACGUGUCGAAAAAGCGCGAAAGUGGCAAUUAAUUUGCAACAAACACCCAUUGUAGUCGAUAAGUGCGGUCAAGCGAAUCUAUAACUAAUCUCCAGUGAAGUUCUUGAAUAGUGCAAAAACGUAACUGAAAACACACAUUCGCAUUAAUUCGCAUAAAUAUAGCUUAGCACAUUUUCGGAUUAAAUAUCUACAGCACCCAUUGGAUACAUCAUCAUCACCAUCGUCAUCAUCAUCGCCAUCAGCUGCAACAGCACCCCUUACUUGGAUACGCAGCGCCUGAGAUAUUCUCCACUCGGAAGUUGCAGCAACAAUUCGCUCGAAAAUGGCGGAAGGUAAUGGCGAACUGUUAGAUGACAUUAACCAGAAAGCCGAUGACCGUGGCGAUGGCGAGCGUACAGAGGACUAUCCCAAGCUACUGGAAUACGGUCUUGACAAGAAGGUCGCCGGCAAACUGGAUGAGAUCUACAAAACCGGCAAGUUGGCUCACGCCGAGCUGGACGAGCGCGCCCUGGACGCGCUCAAGGAGUUUCCCGUCGAUGGUGCCUUGAAUGUGUUGGGACAGUUCCUGGAAUCGAACCUGGAGCACGUGUCAAACAAGUCCGCCUACCUAUGUGGCGUGAUGAAGACGUACCGCCAGAAGAGUCGAGCCAGCCAGCAGGGCGUGGCCGCGCCCGCAGCUGUCAAAGGUCCUGACGAGGACAAGAUCAAGAAAAUCCUCGAGCGCACCGGCUACACAUUAGAUGUGACGACAGGUCAGCGUAAAUACGGAGGACCGCCUCCGCAUUGGGAGGGUAAUGUGCCAGGCAACGGUUGCGAGGUUUUCUGCGGCAAGAUACCCAAGGACAUGUACGAGGACGAACUGAUUCCGCUCUUCGAGAACUGCGGCAUUAUCUGGGACCUACGCCUCAUGAUGGACCCGAUGACGGGCACAAAUCGUGGUUAUGCAUUUGUCACAUUCACAAAUCGCGAAGCGGCCGUCAAUGCAGUGCGACAGCUCGAUAAUCACGAAAUAAAACCCGGCAAGUGUCUAAAAAUAAAUAUAAGCGUACCGAAUCUGCGCCUUUUCGUAGGCAAUAUUCCCAAGUCAAAGGGCAAAGAUGAAAUUUUAGAGGAAUUUGGUAAACUUACAGCUGGCCUAUACGAGGUAAUCAUAUACAGUUCGCCAGAUGAUAAGAAAAAGAAUCGCGGUUUUUGCUUUCUUGAAUACGAGUCACACAAGGCGGCAUCUUUGGCCAAACGAAGACUUGGCACAGGAAGAAUUAAGGUUUGGGGAUGUGAUAUAAUAGUCGACUGGGCCGAUCCACAGGAGGAGCCGGAUGAGCAAACUAUGUCCAAAGUUAAAGUUCUUUAUGUGCGAAAUCUUACCCAGGACGUCUCAGAGGAUAAACUAAAGGAACAAUUUGAGCAAUACGGAAAGGUGGAACGCGUUAAGAAAAUCAAAGACUAUGCCUUUAUACACUUUGAGGAUCGUGAUAGCGCCGUCGAAGCUAUGCGUGGCCUUAAUGGCAAGGAGAUCGGCGCCUCGAAUAUUGAGGUCUCUCUAGCCAAACCUCCUUCAGACAAAAAGAAAAAGGAGGAAAUUCUGCGUGCUCGCGAGCGCCGAAUGAUGCAAAUGAUGCAAACGCGUCCCGGGAUCGUGGGAUUUGAAACCUUGUCUCCAUACAGAAACCUGUCGCCGACACAUCCUAGCAUGAUGUCCUUGACGCCCAUGCGCCUCCAAGGGGCGCGCAUGCCGCUGCGUACGCCGAUACCCCGCGAAUACGACUACGAUUACGACUAUUUCGGGUUCUCGGACUACCGCCAAGGGCUCUUUGCCAAUGAGUCCUACUACGAGGACCUGUACCGCUCGUAUGAUGGGGAUUACAACUACUAUGAUUACCCGAACGGUGGAGGAGGGGGCAGCGGGGGAGGAGGGAGUGUGUCCGGCGGUACGGUGGUUCCGCUCUCGGCCGGCGGCUCCCAGAAUUCACCGCUGGCUAGUGGACAGCGAUCGGCCAGAGGAUCGGCCAGUGGUCCCAGUGGUUCCUCGAGCAUUAUGGGAGUUGGUCGUGGGCAUGGAAUCACAGUGCCGCGUGGCAGAGUCGUUGGCCAACGUGGCAGCAUCAGUCGUCUGGGGGCCCAAACAGCGCCACAGGCGGCGGCAGCGGCAGCGGCGGCGGGACAGGCGGCGGCGGCGGUAGCUCAGCGGGGGGCCACCGGUCAGGGGGCGCCGGCAGCAACCGGGGGGGUCCGUGGGGUGGUGCCAACGCGUCCCAGCGCUCGUGGCACCCAGCACGUCAAGCCGCUACAAAAUUUACCAGUAGUCGGUAAACGUAAGUUCGAUGGAGGUCACCAAAAUCCGGCAGAUGUUAAGCGACGUUACCCGAGCGGUUUAAUAGGAAAUGGCGGCAGUUGGGGCAGUUUACCGCUACCACAGCAACCUUUAGGCACCAAUGGUGAACAGUGGUACAUGGAUACGUUUUCGGCAUGGAGUUAAAACCACACAGCAACCCAAUUCAAUCAAUAAAAGCAUCAUUAACGACAACAACAACAACAACAAAAGCAACCACACAAGGAAGUUACAGCCACAAAAAUAUAUAACAACUUUCUCCGAGCGACAUCCUGGAGAAGAAUCGAAUCCUUCGCGUCAUAGUAAAGCACAUAGCAACCGUUCUUAAGAACAAUAAGUUUAAUUUUCAAAAACAAAAUAAGGUAUAGGAACCGCAAUUAGCCACAAUUCAAAAACAUUGUUAAAGAGACUCCUUUCGAACUUAGUUCUUUUGCUAUGAACGCCGUAGAUUUCGUCCCUCAAAAUAACCAUAAAUAAAUGAUGAAACAAGAAAUCAGCAAUAGCAGAACAAAUAUGUCGAGUAGAGUAUAUGUAUUGUAUGUAAUCACUAAAUAGCCAUUGCAGCAGAGCAUUUUAAACGAAAUCCUUUCAUUUAGCGAAACCACAGUUUAGCAGAUUCUCCCAAGACAUUUUUAAAAAGCGUCAGCCUCACAACUUGGAUAAACCAAAGUCGAGUCGUUUUAAAAGUUCACAAGUGUAUAAUGAAAUUUGUCUCAUAGCGUUUUUAACUCGAAAUUGAAACAAUAAUUGAGCAUAUAUAGCAAAACCUAUACAAAAAUUUCAAAGUAUAAAAUAUAUUUAUCUAUAACUAUAUAGAGAGAGCAGUCUAAGCCAGUACAGAUUGAUUUUAAAUCUUAAGCAGCAUGUAGCACCCUUUUAUACAUUGAAAAAACACAAAAGCAGGCAAAUUCAAAAUCAAUUCGACUCGAAGACAUUUUACUACAUUUAAAUGCGUACUGGAAAAUUGCGAGCGCUGAAGCUAGAUACAUAUGAAAAACAUAUAUUGACAAACAUAUAUACACGAGAUCAGGCUCAGAUGCAAGUUGAAAAGCAAAGCUUAGUGAGGAACAUUGACUGACAAAAGUAAACAAAAAAAAAAAAAUUAUUAAUUAGAUGGAAUACGAAGAGUUGAGAUGAGAACGAUAAGCAAAUACAAAAAUUAAAACGCAGCCAGCAUUGUUAUAUAAUGCGACUGGCGACGGCAACUGGCAAGACUUUCUGCAUAAAUUUGAAAACCGACUAUUUUUUAACAACGUAAAUUUUAGGCAACUUAAAAUCAAUUAUCUGUCGCAAGUAAACAAAAAAUAUGUAGAGCUAAGUAAUUGCGCACAUACAAAACUACACCUAAACUCACUGAUAAUACAGAUAGGCAGAUCAAAAUCGCAAAUCAACACUAUGUCUAAUGUGACUAAUGUCUGCGAAUCGAAGCAACGAAUUAGAAAGAAAACCGAACACAGACGCGGAGUCAACACAUCACGAACCAGUAAAAUAACAAACCUAAAGUAAAUUGAUUAUAAAUUUUUAUAACACUAACGCAUACUUAAUAUGAGAACUAAACUUAAUAUGAGAACUAUAACUAUAAAAUCAAUUAGCCAACGCUCAAGUGCGAAUUAGCAGAAGACCUAAAACCCUAGAAACACUAAAACACAGCUAGGAAUUCUAUUAAAGUCCUCUUAUCUAAUAUCAAAUUCAGAUUAAACUGUUUUCCCACUUUCCUUUACUCAUCUAUAACUGCUACGCACACAAAUAACACUAAAGAGAACCCAGCCCUAAGAUAAACUAAAAUUUAUCAAGCUGAAUUGUUUAAGCAAACUUAAACUAGCUCCAUGCCUACAAAAAUUAAUGCCACACACGUGUCAAAAUGCGUUUAUAUACUCGUAUAGGGAAAAUUAUUGAAACAAACUUGCCCGUUUUCUGUUCUAUUUUGCAAAAUUUCGAUAACAAAAUUGUUUGGUUGAACGAAGAACCCUGUCGUUUACGUUUCCGCUAUUGCUAGAUCUCAAGUAAAGCAAAAAGUUAAUUAAUAUAAAUAAAUGUAAAAAACAAAAAUAUAUAAAUUAGUUUUAAACCUAACGAAAGAAUACUUCCAAUUUUGAACUCAAGUAUAAAGCAAAAUACAAACUGUUGGCAGUUGAUGAAGACGCGUGUGUUUUAAAACGUAUCUAUGAACAUUGUUCAGCAUAAGCCUAAAACAAUAACUUUUUUAAAUUUAAAUUACACAUACACAGACACACACACACACACCAAACAGUUGCCUAAAGUAAAAAAUAAAACAAAUCGAAAUAAUGAUGAAUUAAAACUUGCGCAAAAUUUGCCAACCAGCAAAGAACUUUAAAUUCAUAAUAUUAGCCGCAAACAAUAAGAGAAUAUAUACAACAAAUUCUAAAUGACCAUAGUUAAGCUUAAAUUUAGUAACACUCACACACACAUAUACACAUAAUUAUUAAAGUAAAGUAAACUGUCGUUGUAGAGGAUGAUGAGAAGUGUGCGCCAUUUUCUAACUACAAUAACAAGAGAUAAAUUACUCAAAUUUACUUCUUACCCAAUUUUAUUUUUGAUAAGUUUCCUUAUGAGUUUCCUUGAAUAUUUUACUUUUUUAUUGAGAGAGCAUUUCACGCAACUGCAAUUGAUUAUUGCCUUUGAAAACGGAGAAAUAAUUUUAAAACUUUAAUAAUUUUUUUCUUAAACACACACAAACACAACAAAUAAAUUAAUUUGAUAAGAAAGUGAAUUAUGAAAAUUCUAUAACGCCGCGUCUUUUUGCAUGCAAAAUUUUUGACUUUUCGCCCUGGAAAUUUCCACAUUUGGUGACUUAAAACCUUUGAACCCAAUUCAAAUUGCAAAUAUAUAAAUAUAAUUAAUUUUAACGAUUUGUUUAAUUCGAUAACUGUACUGAUUUUAUAUUGUUUUAAAUUUGUAAUUUAAUUUGUAAGUUUUUAUUGUUAAUGUGUUUUUUCUAUUGUAAACUAAAACUAAACUAAAUCUAUAAUCCAAUUGGCAAAUUGUUACACAAUCCGUUCAUGUUUACCGAUUUCGAUUCAAAAAUUGAGUGUGAAAUUUUUUACCAAAAUUUAGAAAACAUUUCUUUGGAAAACCAAAUUUUCCUGAAAGCCCACCCCGCCCUUAACCCAUACCUCCCAAAACUCCUAAUUGUGUUAAAUAUUGUAAUUUGUAAUUUUUGUUUUAAUUUUUCGGGAAAGCAAAAACGUUUGGCAAAAUUAGUUUUUAAUUUCAAUAUUUAGUUUUGUUUGUGCGCUUAAGUUUUCAAUAGUAUGUUAUAUAUAUUAAACUAUGAAUAUUAAUUUUUAGCAAAAUAUUUUUACGACCUAACAUAAAUCACUAAUGUUAAAUACUUAAAGAACUAAUUUGUUUAGCUGUUUAAUUGGUUUAAAAUCUUUGUGUAUUGUGAAGAGGAGCGCAAGCAAAAUUAUCUUUCUUCUAAUAACAAGAACAAUAACAAUAAUUGUAUACGUGUGUAAAUUUCAACCUUUUACAAAAGCAACACAAUAUUGAAUAUAAAUAAACAGAAAUAAAGUCGAGAGGAAUCAUGAAAGAAAGCAAAGUGGACAACAAAUUGCAAACUGCGCAUGGAAACUGAGCGAAAAAAAUGAAAAACUUUACAUGAAUUGUGAUGAUGCAAAGGCAAGAUUUAAUCAUAAUUACUAAAUCUAUAUAUACAAUAAAUAUAUAUCUUUCUCUAUAAAUAUAUAUAUUUGAUUAUAUAAUGUAUAUGUAGGCGUAGGAGUGUAUAAUCUAACUUUACUUUUAAACAGACUGCGUACGUAUUAAAAAUUUUUAAAAUUAAUUUGUGUAAAAUGUUUUAAGUUUUGAAAAAUUGGCAAAUAAAGAAAACAAUAAAAAUUAAUAAAUCAAAAACACGAUUGUAUUGUAAGUUGAAAUAUACACACUAUUUCGACCUAUUCCAAAUUAUUUUCCAAACCUUUUCAGCAAACAAAAUCGUUUCAUGUAUAUUUCAAGAAUCGGCUUAAUCAAGCGCACCUGUUUAUAAAGAAAAAUGAAGGACAGUGGCAGUGAAUGCAAGGAUCUGAUUCCUUUGGAAAGUUUUCAAGAUUGUUUCUUCUUGAUACACAAAAUAGAAAAAGCUAAAUACUUGAUAUGUAUGAAGACAAUAUCUGUUGCAGGCAUACAUACACACACGUUAGGAUUAACAUUGCGUAGUUCAUUUUUGUUUUACUUUAAAUUUAUAGUUUGUGUGUGUUUUCUUGCUCUUUUAAUUACAUAUAUAACCAAUUAUACAUGAUUGAUUUUAUACCCCUUUUAUAAACAACCCAAAUGAUAUACAUCACAAAACAUUUGCAUACAUACCACACGUAUGAAAGGGAUUCAUGCCGUGAACGUAACGUCGCCAAUUAUUACGAGAUAAAAACAAAUGGAAAUUAAAUAAUACAAAUAAACAAUCAGAGUUUAUCGUAGAGGAAGGCCGAAUGUGAGAAAAAUGGGAGAACAACUUUUACGUCUUAAUAAACAAUUAUUGUUAACGAAGAAAAUAAAUGAAAAGAAGCAUAUUGUACUAAAAUAUUUGAUAUACAUACAUUUGUUAUUAUUUGUAAUACGAAAAUUAAAUAAAAUUGCAUCCAGAUAAUGAAAUGAAAUAAAUAAAGAAUGCUGAGAUCGUCGUCUGCUCAAUUUUAGACUAAACAAA
Messenger RNA from Drosophila yakuba, 8529 nucleotides. It is a transcript of the gene Syp, whose product is annotated as heterogeneous nuclear ribonucleoprotein R. The transcript is spliced from 13 exons. Lineage: Eukaryota; Metazoa; Arthropoda; Insecta; Diptera; Drosophilidae. Gene Ontology annotation, cellular component: ribonucleoprotein complex; nucleus. Gene Ontology annotation, molecular function: mRNA binding. The record is from RefSeq and is a predicted model, not a curated record. The coding region runs from base 1860 to 4013 and encodes 717 amino acids.